GGAGAUCCUCUCGGACGAGGACAUGCCGAUGGAUGAAGCGGACAUGUUGGAACUGGACGCUCUGGACACCGACUACGACAUCGACGACGAAUGGUCCAUCGGUCUCGAGCCGUUCAACCCCUACCACUGCGAGCUGACCGCACCACAGUUCUUAGUCUCGUCGAUCCGUCGCUGUCGCGCUAUGAAGUGGAGAAGCGAAGGCAGCGUCCGCACGGCUUCGUUCACUCCGAGGAAGCCAGCAAGCUCAAGGACAUCCUCAAGGUCUUUGGAACGGCGGAACACACCGAGAAGUGGGUCGAGGCAAUGGAGAGCAUCCCAGGCAUCCUCACACCUGCACUCGUCUCCCUGGAAGCUGAGGAUCUUCUCACAGACGUACUGAGCACGCUCAUCGACUGGACAUUCGAGGGACUGGACUUUGAGAAGGCGAUCGCCCAGCCGUCGGCCGUCCACAAAGUACGACACAUGAAGUGCGGAGUCAAGAUGGCCGAGGCACUGUGCGCGACAUGUGGAGCCAUCUGUAAACGCAUGCUGGAUCGCGGGGUCGUGGAGCGUCUGCUGGACCUCUACCACGAGGAGUACAUGUCUCUCCCCGGUGAUGAAGCUGAGCCUCAUCGUCUCGCCCUCGAUGAGCUCACGCAGCUGGGGCUCGGUCUCGACUCAUUCCUCGGCUACGAGACCGCCUCGACUGAGACCGCCUCGACCGAGACCGCCUCGGCUGAGACCGGAUACCAGAGGGUGCUGCAGAUGCUGUUCACGACAAAGGCAACAAGGCUGAAGGUGGCGCUGAUGGCAUUGGUGCAGAAGUGCCAUUUCUACGAGGUGCUUGUUAGACUGGAGAAAACCGUGAACCAUUCGGUAGAGGCCUCUCUGCGCAGGGAGAGAAGCCAGGCGGUUGCUAUGGAGACGGAUGCGGAGGAUGCUGCUAGGACGAUGAGCGAGGCGGAUGCUGACACUGUCAUCACCUGCAUGGAUGAGAUUGCCGGCAUGCUCGUGCAGGCACCGCACGUCAUCGCGCAGUGCCGGCGCUCUCUGCCGGCCAAGGUGAUGUUCGAGGCACCGCCGCCGUCGCACGACCCCUACCCCGGCCUGUUCUCCCUGCUGAAGGCGAGGCGCGCGCUACGCUGUGUGCUCGUCGCGCUGACGAGCGUGUGCGGGGCGUCGCACGCGCGCUUGUUUUCCGCCGCGCAUGAGCUGCUGGUGCAGCUGACAGCGUCACAGCGAGGAUGCCUCGCGAUGCUGUGUGAGCCGGCGGUCGCUAACGCUCUCGUUCGCACGCUGCUGCAGACUGCCAGCGAGUACAGCAGGGAGGAUGCUGAGGAGAUGACGUCGCAGCAGCUAGGGCUUCAGCUGGUUCUCCGGCUUCACAGCAUCCAGCUGAUCGACGAACUACUGAAGAUGCACACUGUCGGCGGAGGGGGAGCAGCGAGGGACCUCGACUCUCACGAAGCACUCGACUGCAUCAAGGUGCUCUACAGUCUGACGUACACGCCACUAGGGCGCGCCGCCGUCGUGCUGAGUCUGUCUCAGGGUUUGAACCUCCAAGCACUGAUCCCAUUCAUCGACACGGCAGACGACAGCGAGGCGGCGAUCGUGGUGAGGAAGUCGGCGUGUGCGGGGUACGCGUCGAGCCUCAUUAUGAUGAUGGUCAGAUACUCUGAGGACAUCUCCUACCUAGAGACAUUCGGAAGGAAGCUGCACAACCUGUGUGAGCAGGAUGCCUUUACUAAAGCGGACGUGUUAAAGGAAUGGAUCCUGCCUGUGCGCCGAGUUCCCUCGCUGACCGCUAGCAGCGCCCCCGAGCAGCUAGCAAAGGAACUAAAGCAGUACGUCGAGCAGCUGGAGAGUCUGCCACCAGGUGUCGUCACCGUGCUGCGCAUGAUGAAGCACGCGUGCGUGCCGCCGACGCGCGGCGCAGGAGAUGGCACCACCGAGGAGCUGAAGUACAAGUACGCGAUCGUGCAGCUGUUCGGACACGACGUGCUCUCCAUGCUGCUCACCAUCCUACAGUCGAUCAGCGACGAGAAGAUAUCGCCGUGGCAACAGAGCGCGUCGCUCGUCUGCGGGCAGAUGCUCGUCGCCAUGGCGAUCCCGCUGCUCGCCGUCCUGCGCCACAUGCUCGCGUAUCUGAUCGGCAGCCGCGGGGUCGAGUUCCGCGACCUUUCCGCGCUCGCCGCGCUCCUGCGCGCGCACGCGGCGCUCUGCUGCGGCCCGUUGCCGGGGGUGACGGCCGACGACGCGCAGCGCGUGCAGACGGGCGCCGUCGGCGUGCUGCUCGCGUUCACGCAGCCGACGCUGCAGGAGGUGGAGUCGCACGAGGCGCUCAGCGGCAGUCUAUGGACGCUGAUGGUGCGCGAGGUGCUCGCGUUCGUUCUCGCCGCGCCGCGCUCGAUCUACUCCGGCGUCACGCUGCUCGCCGAGCUGCUCCCGCUGCCGCUGCCGAUACAGACAAGAGAGCAGCUGUCGGAGGAAGAGACGUGCGUCGCGGUGAACAGCCGGAAGCUGUGGGGCGCGCACCUGCAUUCGCUCUCCGCACUCGUGCAGCAGACGGUCCGCACGCUGGCGCCAUCUACGUGCCAGCCGCUGCACCACGCGCUGCGGCGCGUCUGCGUGCAAUUGGCCGAUCUCGCGGCGCCGACCGCCAUGAUGAUUGCGCGUGCUGUCGCGGACGCCCUGCUCGACAGCCUCAAGGUCAGUGUCAAGGUCGCUGGCGUGUAA
Messenger RNA from Priapulus caudatus, 2715 nucleotides. RefSeq names its product protein virilizer homolog. Gene Ontology annotation, cellular component: RNA N6-methyladenosine methyltransferase complex. The transcript has 14 exons. The record is from RefSeq and is a predicted model, not a curated record. Gene Ontology annotation, molecular function: RNA binding. Bases 91 to 2715 code for a protein of 874 amino acids. NCBI's taxonomy places the organism in Eukaryota, Metazoa, Priapulida, Priapulimorpha, Priapulimorphida, Priapulidae.